AUUGCUGUUAUACACUUAUAGCUUAUUAAAUUAUGUAGAGCCUAGAAUUAAACAAUUGCAACAUGUCAGAAAUUGACGAUGAUGACUUUGAAUGGGAUCCGGAGGUUCAAGAAAUGUACGAUGAUCUAUCAUGGGAUACUCCUGAAGUUGACCCAAACCUAAAACUAGAUACUGAUGUACAUUUGCUUCGAGAUGGAGCAUUAUGCUACCCAACAAUUAUGUACGAUCUAUUUUAUGACAAGCAUUCUAAUUCUGCACCUGUUAUCCCUGUUUCAAUGCCACAACCUAAAGUUCCUUAUGGUCGAAAAUCAUCUUUAACUAAAAGCGAAAUGAAAAUGCUUUUAAACUAUAGUUCAAGCUAUAAAAAUAAAAGUAUAUCUGAAAUUCAUCCUACCCAUUAUAAAAGAUACAGAGAAUAUAAAGUUUUGCAGAAUAAAGUUGCAAAAGAACAAGAAGAAUUUCAACAAUAUUUAUUGGAAGUUUCAACAAGGUUUAUUACUGAAUAUAAUUAUGUGGACGAGGAAGCAGAAUCGUGGGUAAAAAAGUGUUUGGAAGAAUCUAGAAGUCAAAUUAAACAUUAUGAACGAUAUUAUGAGCAUUUAAAAGAGUUUGGUAUAAGCGUUAUACCAUUUAAAAAUGACACACCCCCAGCUCCUAUUGAUUCUUUAUUCAUUUCUUUAGGAUACUGGGAUAGAUUAGUUGUAUUAACAAGGAAUACCCCAAUUCCUAAACCUAUUAUAAAAAAUGUUAAAAGCAAGAAAAAGUCAAAACAUGAUGCUUGGGUAAAAACAGUUGUCAGUAAAGAUGAAAAUGCUCGUCGUCUUGCAAUAGCUUGGAAAGCAGAUGUUGUUAUUUCUUUGGGCGCUUUGAAAACUUUAGCAGAUAAUCUUCCACCUUAUCAAAAUGAAUGGGAAUUGCCAGUCGUGGUUAAGUUAUUUGAAGGAUUUGAAAAACAGAAAAUUACUUUUGUUGACAAAGUUUUCCCACCAAAACGAAUAGCUCCAAGAGAAAAGAAUUUGAAGUUUUUUCAAGAAGUUAUUAAACAUUUGUCUUUAGUUCCCAAUGUUUGGAACAAAUCUACUAACGCAACUAAAAAAGCGAAAAAGAAAAAUGUACAUAGCGACACUAGUGAAACAAGUGUUAACAUUACUACAAAUCACAACAAAGAAUCUGCGGACAAUAAGACUUCUGAAAAUGAAGAAUCUUUAUUGCAAGUCGAUGGAGCAAAUGAUAAUAAAAAACCAACACGUAAACAAACCAGAAGAGGCACGAAGUCAAAGGUCACUGAGAUGCAAGGUGAUUCAAAAGACACUGUGAAUGAUAAAAACACGAGAAACAAAAAUCCUAACCAAUCGAAACUUUCGCAAUUUUUGACGACUUCAUCCACAUCCAAUUGGAUGAAAAAACCUGACCUAUCACUUCCUCACGCAAACAAUGCAAAUUUUCAACCAUUUAUUGGCAGAAGAGGAAGAUCAGUCUCUACGCAAAGUGCCGAAUCACAGGAAGACAAAAGUACUGCGGAAGAAAGUAGGAAAAAGGUUGCUGAAAAUGAAAUGAUCUCACCGAAAGCGCAAUUUUCUGGAAUGUCCUUUGGAUUAUUGCCAGAUUCAGCAUUGGAAUUUAGUCAAGAAUCUGACAUCAAUGACGCAGAAAAUAAUUCAAUUGAAAAAACCUCCAAGGAUCGUAUCGACCAAUCACCAACCACCCGACGCGCAACUCGAAGUACCAUUAAAUCGGAAUAUCUGAUGGAAACUGACCACUCUGGUGGUGCUUUGUCACAAACAAUUAUAUCCUCAUUUGGAAAAAUGAGUAAAAGUGUUGCAGAAACAAAGAAAAAGGCAUCUGAAAUGGCAACUUCUACACCAACCAGAAGAAACAAAAAAAACACCAAAGCUGCAACGAAGCAGACCAGUCAGGAAAAAGAUUCUGACGAUGACGAACUGAUUUUAGCUAAGAAACGGAAUAAAACAAGAAACAUAUUUUUACAGGAUGACAGUGAAUCAAAUGAUGAAAUCACACAUGCUGCUGAAAAAGAAACCCCAAAGAAAGCUAAACCAAAAACUAAAGCGGCUAGUAAAACUAGUAAAAAGGAAACCAAAACACCAAAAAAGAAACAGAGUGCUUCAAGAUCUACGUCUAAUGCUAUUUCUAAUUCAUCUGAUAUUGUUGAAACUACCACAACCGAUGUACCAUCUGUGAACAAGCCAUUGAAAUUAUCACCUGAUUCGGCCACAAAUAUUUCCAGAAUGCAAAAUAGUUCAAAUGACCUGUUGGGUGAAAUUUUAGGUAAAAGUGAUACUGCUUCAUCAAAACAAACACCAGAAGAAAUGUCAUCAUCAAAGGCAGCACACCCUGAAGAAUUAAUUUCUGAUGAUGUUGUAGACUUUGCCACUGGUAGUCUUAUGCUUAUUCAGCCUGAGGACCAAACCAAUGCUUCUUAUGCGUUAUGGAAGUUUGGGAAAAAACGUGUUUUGAUACGUUACACAAUUCACGGUGAUGUCAUUCCACCUAAAUCACCAAAAGUUCAAAAAAAUGUUUUAACUGGAGUUUCAUUAAGAGCGAAGUUGGAAUAUCAAUCGGAUUAUGUUUAUGAACAGUUAACACAAAGUGAAAUGACUCAUGAUUGGAUAACGUUUCUUAUUAAACGGAAAAUGUGUAUUGUCAGAGCCAGACUCAAUCCUCAUAAAAGAGAAAUACUGGACGUUGAGUGGACAUCGAGUCUCAAUGAGUUCAUGGAAAAAGCUGUUGCGAUGGGAUAUAAUACUGCAGUAACGUCAAAACUCUUGACAAAAUUAUUUGAAAUGUUAUCGGACCUAGAUGUUGGUUCAUAUCUAUGCUGUCAUCGAGUGGAUGAAAAUAAAGUUGUUUUACGCAAAGCAGUUGAUGACAUCCGCAGAAAAGUUGUGUACGAUUUACAAAAAGAAUAUGCGUGGCCUGGUCGCAAUGUCUAUUAUUCUACAUCGGUACCUUGGGUUCCAGGCGAUCCAAAUAAACCUCGUAAAUUUCAUUUGUGUAAUGAUCGAAUUCCAAUGACCUUUCCCCCUAUGGCUGAUACAAAAGAUUCGAAAAAGUCAAAAAAGAAGAAUAAAAAGUCUAGAAAAUCGACUAGUUCCAAGGAAGAUGAUGAUUGGUCAUGAAUUAUCAACUCAGGAAUAUAUGACGAAGAGGAAGUCAUGUGAUCAUGAUCAAACCAGUCCUGGAGCGGCUGAGAAGUGACAAGAAUCUUGAAUGAUACCAGUGUUUUGGUGUCGGAAUUUUACGAAAUGCUUAUUCAACUUGGGGUUUACCAAUAGGGGGUAAACUUUCAACUCGUAUUGGUAGUGAAUUUUGCAUGAAAGUACACAAUCAAAUAUGGACAUUGACUAUGCAGGAAAUUGCAUCAUUGUUGUGGUGAAAAUUUGUAACGUUCUUUGUUGCACGAUAGAUAUACAUAUUCGCUGGAGGUGUACAUAUUGCCUAUCACAGCUUUUUUUUUUCAAAUUUCACUGCCAGCGCUUGUGAUAGACAGUAUAAGGGAGGAAUUUUACUUUUGAACAAUAGGCGUAAAACCGGGUUUCUCUAAUGAUUUCACUAUUUUUUAAAAUUUGAAAAAAAGAA
Messenger RNA from Styela clava, 3597 nucleotides. RefSeq lists its product as uncharacterized. The record is from RefSeq and is a predicted model, not a curated record. Gene Ontology annotation, biological process: positive regulation of transcription by RNA polymerase III; snRNA transcription by RNA polymerase III; snRNA transcription by RNA polymerase II. Lineage: Eukaryota; Metazoa; Chordata; Ascidiacea; Stolidobranchia; Styelidae. Gene Ontology annotation, cellular component: transcription elongation factor complex.